AAUAUGUCUUUCACAAUACAACUUUAAGGCCACUUGAACAACCUAGGUAGCAGAAGCGCCCACGUGACGCCUCUGCGUGAAUAUCAGAUUUCGGCACAUUUUUGAUAAGCCAGAUUUUUUUUUAAAUCAAAUUAUAUCCUUGACACACAUACGCUGAAGGAGUUGCUAUAAAAGUAGCUCAGUGCACAUCAUUUGCUCUGUGCGAUUCUUGCUUUCCGUAACACGUCAAAAGCCUUGAAAAAAAUUUCCUAGCUAACUUCUACUUAUCCCAGCCAAACUCAUUCGACAUGGCAGUAAGUUUUUUUUCUUCUUUUUUUUUCUUAAUAUAAAAAAAAUCAAUAUUUUUUUUUUUUGUACUUAUGAUACUUGCUUGUUGGUUUUCAAAAUGUCACAGGACAUACACGUGCGAUCACGUCUUAAUAUAACGCGAAGACAUUUUCUUGAAGAGCUAACCUGUUUCGUUGAAUGUUCAACAAGUACUUUCUUUUUUUUUUUUCAUUAACAAAUGUUACUUUUUAUGUCACUGACCUUGCAGAAGUAAAAUACUUAUUUAAUAUGCACUCCCUCGUAACUGUGAUCUCAGCAUUCAAUCCCCAAACCCCACCCCCCCCCCUUUUUUUUUUUUCCAAAAUGGUCUUAGUUGUUUUUUCCCCAUCUUCUACCGCGUUCUUUUCUUAUUUGAUACAAUCGUAACACAUGUCACAAUAUUGGCUGCAUAUAUAAAUGUUCGGUUUCAACUUUUAAAUGCGGCAGCCACCCCCCCUCCCCGCAUCCAUUUCCCUUUUUUAUCUCAUUUAUAAACAACAAAUUGUUUACAAAAGCAUGUAAGAUUAUAAGAUAGACUGUAAACGGUUUUUUUUUUAAAGACCAACUUUCAAAGUGAUUUCUUAACUUUUCAAAUUUAUUGUUGGAGUUUUAUUUAAUUUUUUUCUAAUGCUACAUGUUCCCUAUGUGCUUGGAUGAUUCUGGAGCAUUGGAUCACUAAACUUUAUACAGGUGAAUUAGUGGAGGCGUCCAAUUUUCAGAGCGUCGAUUAUCCGAAAAGCCGAUUGUCCGGAUUGCAACAUGUCAUUUUGAAAAAAAUCAUAAGCGUACGCAACACGCAUGACACGGCGCAUGACAUGGCACACUGGUGCGUAACACGAUGCUCUGGUGCAUAACACGAUGCUCUGGUGCAUAACAUGGCGAAAUGGCGAAUAACAUGGCUCACUAGCGCAUAACAUGGCGCACUGGUGCAUGACAUGGUGCACUCGCGAAUGACUCCACGCACUGGUGCAUGACACGGUGCACAGACAUAUGACACGGUGCACUGGCGCAUGACACGGCGCACUGAAGCAUAACAUGGUGCACUGGCGCACGACUCCUGCACUGGUGCAUGGCACGGUGCAUGACUGUAUUUUGUAUAAGCUACUCAUCUAAUUUUUCAAACGACCUUGUUUUGUUUUGUUUUUUGCCUGAAAUAUUUGUAGUCCUCACCAUUGCUUGACAAAUACCAAUAACCACUUCUAAAUGUGAUGUGUACUUAUUUUCAUGAUUCCGAAACAAUUUAUACAUUGUUCCAUACAAUUUUACCAUAAUCAGUCCAGGAGAUCCUAAAUUUACUACAUCUGAAAGACUAACAUUCAACAGUGCAUAACAGCUUAUUUUCAUAGGUCCAUAACAUUUUACAUUGAUCAGUCUAUAAAAUCCUACGUUUCUUAAUUCAGAACAACUUAAUUCCAUGAGUCCAUAACAUCUUACAUUCAUCAGUCUAUGAAAUCCUAACAUCAUAAAUGUAUCAAUCAACAACAACUUAAAUUUUCAACAUUCAUCCGCCCAUAACAAAUUACGUUCAUCCCUCCAUUGUUGAGAGUCCUUCGCAUGCGAAGGUGACCAAGGCUGUAUUAUAAGAUUUGUACGCUGGUGGUUUGCCAGUCCUAUUUGUGCCUGGCACGCUUUCCCGCUCGUAGGACACACGUUGUUUUUGAGUCAUUGUUGGAUUUGAGUCGAUUCUGUUGUUUUUUCCUCCAUGCCAAGCGCUUUCUUUGUUUGUGGGCAGUGCGUAUAUUGUCUGACGAGUGUGCUCCAACAGUCAAGUGAAUCUUCCCUCUUAAUUUUUACGAUCUAUAGCUAGUAUUUCCCACGAAUAAAGUUCACUGUCCGUGGAUUUUGGUGAAUUUUUCAGAGCGCCCUUCAAGCGAUUUUUCUACACACCAGAUGAGCGCCCCCCCCCCCAGGAGACUUCCUAAACAACGAAGCAACAUCAUUCCCCACUAUCAUUCUACAACAUCAUUCCACGACAUCAUUUCCCAAAAUCAUUCCCAAACAUUAUUCCACAACAUCAUUCCACAACAUCAUUCCACAACAUCAUUCACCAACAUCAUUCCCCAACAUCAUUUCACAACAUCAUUCCCCAAAAUCUUUUCCCGACAUCAUUCCCCGACAUCAUUCCACAACAUCAUUCCCCAACAUCGUUCCACAACAACUUACAUUCAUCCGUUCAAAACAACUUGCACUCAUCCGUCCACAACAACUUACUUUCAUCAGUCCUUAACAGCAUACAUUUAAAAUUCCAUUACAUCUUCUGUUUAUCCGCCUAUAGCAAAUUACCUUCAUCAGUCCCCAACGGCAUACAUUUCCCACUUCAUAACAUCCUACAUUAUUCAGUUUAUAACAUUCUUCAUUCUUCAGUCGAUAACAUCCAACGUUCUUCAGUCCAUAAUAUCCCACAACAUUCUUCAUUCCAUAAUAAGUCUUUGAAUGUUAAUCUUAAUCUUAAUCUUAACAUGUUUUUUUUUCAAAUGUUUUUUUUUUGAGGGGGUAGUGAGGGUUAAGGGAGGAUGGGAGGUUGGUGGGGUGGGGUCGAAGAAGGUUGCGAGUUGUGAUGCGUCAUCAAUGUUUUAUACUCGAUCUCUACUUGAGCUACAGUACUCGGUAGGCCUACUACUUUGAAAAGUCCGGGAAAUUUCGAAAACUGUUUUCUCUGAACCUUGUCGUUUCAGUGCAACCAGGCUGUCUAUACCAUUCCACAAGGACCACUGCCGGGGAAAAAGAUAACCAUCCGUGGAACACCAAAGUGUGACGCCAGCAGGUAAUCCAGUGGAAAACUUAAAUUUUGUUCACAAUCUAGCGCUCUACAGAUUGGAUGAAAUUGAAGAUUUAGAAAGGGCUCUAUCCGCGAAGAGACGAGAGGCAACUAAUUCAGUGCUCAAUGAACGCUACUUGAUGAUGCCGCAACACAUUUGACGCGUGACAAAAUCAAUCUUCCUUCACAAUGUGCAGGGACUCUCAAACCGAAAUUUCUGUGUGCUGAUUGUUGAGUUUUUUUUUUUUUCUUUUUUUUUUUUUAAUUUAUUUAAAUAUAUUUUAAAAAAACAGUGACAUAAUAGUGCCACGUCAUUAUUUUCUAUAACAAUAAUUUUAAAACAAGUUGAUUCAUUGCGUAAUAUAUAAAAAUAGUAACACACAUCCAGUGGCGUAGACAGGGUACGUGCCGUCACGGGCGUUUCAAGAUUUUUCGCCACCCUCUUCCAUGACAAAACCCUGCGGCUAUUCGAAAAUGUCACUUACCCAUUAAAAGAACAAAGGUGCCGCCCGGGUCUCAAGCCCCGCUCCUUUGCACCCCACAUUCCUACGCCACGGUGUCGGCCACACCAUCAUUAGUAUCUGGCACUCCCGUUUUAAAAAGGUGGUGUGUUGAGUAAUUCAAACUCAAUGCAUUACGCCCCUCGCAAUACGCUUGACUUCACCCACACACCACUCCCAACACAAAUUAAGAAAAAUGAAUCCUGCAACGCCUCUGAAAAAUAGAAAAAACAGUGUAAUAUAACUUUGAUAAACAAUAUGAAAAGUAACUUUGAUAAACAAAUGAAAAGUAGCUUUGAUAAACAAUAUGAAAAGUAUCAUUGAUAAUCAAUAAGAAAAUGGUAUCAUUAAUUGCUCGUUGAAAUAACUCUUCAUUGAAAAUAAAAGAAAGUUUAACAUUCUCAAAUUCAAUCACCCCCCCCCCCCAACCUUUUUCUUUCAGUUUCAGCAUCAAUGUCGCCCUGGGACCAAACUUCGACAGUGAUGACGUGGCCUUUCACUUCGCUGUCAGAUUUAUGAUAAUAAAUAAAAAAAUGGUAUCAUUAAUUGCUCGUUGAAAUAACCCUUCAUUGAAAAUAAAAAAAAGUUUAACAUUCUCAAAUUCAAUCCCCCCCCCCCCCAACCUUUUUCUUUCAGUUUCAGCAUCAAUGUCGCCCUGGGACCAAACUUCGACAGUGAUGACGUGGCCUUUCACUUCGCUGUCAGAUUUGAUACCAAUUCCGUCGUCUGCAACGAUAAGACAGUGUGCGGGUGGGGCAAGGAGGAGGUACAUGACUGUAACUUCCCCUUUUGUAAAAAAGCGCCUUUCACAGUUGAGCUCCUGAUUGACCAGUGUGGAUACAAGGUAACUUACUUUAUCAAUUUUGUUUAUUUUUUAUUUUUUUGUUUUGCUUCACAUUUUGAAGCCAUAGAUUCUUAUCUUACCUGUAGUAUGACUCUCGACGGAAGUAUUAUGAAGACAAAAGUUGUAUUAUUUUGUUGUGAAAUUGAACAUGUUAAAAUUCGAGGCCGACCUCAUGAAGCUUCGACUUCGACCCUUAUAAACUUAUAUUUAAAAAAAAAAAAAGUACUUAUAGAAAUAGUAAGUAUAAGUACAUAUAGAGAUUGUACACAUAAUUACGUAUAGUGAUUGUACAUAUACGUACAUAUAGAGAUUGUACACAAAAGUACUUCCAAUUAUUUAUUUUUUUAACACAAGUCAUUUUUUUUAUGAAAAGAAAAAAAAAAUAAUAAGAGGUAGGAUGAUUUUUCAAAAGAAUAUCUCUACUGUAUCUGUCGAUGUCGAUAUGUCAUCAGAUUUAUUGUUAAAUCCGGAUUCAGUUGUUGUUGGUUGUUGUUUUUUUUUUUUUUUUUUUUUUUUUUUAGUUAAAAAAUAAGAGGUAGGAUGAUUUUUCAAAAGAAUAUCUCUACUGUAUCUGUCGAUGUCGAUAUGUCAUCAGAUUUAUUGUUAAAUCCGGAUUCAGUUGUUGUUGGUUGUUGUUUUUUUUUUUUUUUGUUUUUUUUUUUAGUUAAAAUAAUCAUAAUUAAGCCAAAUAAAUACUUCGAACCAAUGAAUUAAUUUUAAGUUUGAAGUAGUAAACUGAAUCGUAUGUGCAUCUUCAAUUGCUUUUCUAAAGAUGACUGUCAUCAUAAUAUAGUUAGGCAUGGGCAACGGCUUACCCUGGGGUGGGUAGAGGGUGGCGCCCUUUCCUAUGCCAUAAAAAAUACGCCGUCAAGGAAGCCUUGGUUUUUCUCUGUUGCAACCCUCGAAGUUCUGCUGGUAUACCAUCUGAGACGUACACUUUGAGCACUGCUGCUCGUAUACCAUCUGAGCCAUCCACUUUUUAGCAGUUCUGCUGGUAUACUAUCUAAGCCAUCCACUUAGAUAAGAUCUGCUGGUAUACCAUCUGUGACAUCAACUUAGAUAAGUUCUGCUGGUAUACCAUCUUAGCCACCAACUUUGAGCAGUUCUGCUGGUAUACCAUCUGAACCAUCAACUUAGAUAAGGUCUGCUGGUAUACUAUCUGAGCAAUCAACAUAGACAAGUUCUGCUGGUAUACCAUCUGAGCCAUGAACCUUGCCAUUUUCAGAAGUGGCAUCACAGAUUUUACUUAAUUAUGUAUUUUCGUUGGACUUUUGUAUAUUUUUGGUCGAUUCCAUAGUUGCAUAAUAUGUCUACUAUUUCCUGUAUACUUCAUAUCUAUACAACAAGUUAAGAGCGUUUGUCUCUGUCUUGUAGACUAAUUUUCUAUACAACAAGAUAAGAGUCUUUGUCUUGUAGACUACCUAUCUAUACAUUAAGCUAAGAUUUUAGCUGUUGUAGGCUUUUUUGGUCGAAACGCUCACCUUCUACUUCUUCGGGUUUUUCUCUACCCGUUGAAUAUAUAUUUUAUUGCUUCCACCUAAACGCAGUCCUCCCUGUAUUUUUACUGUAAAAUUUAUGGGAAGGUCUGAGAUUGCUCAGAGAAUUUCUGGUCUCACUUUUGGGUGGUGCCUAUUGGUGUUUUUGUUUUGUUUAGGUAUAUGACUCAUCUCUUCAGUUGUUUUUUUUUUUCUGCAUCUAUCAUCUUUUCAACCAUAUAUCGGUAACUAGCGCUAGUGCUGUUGGUGUUUUAAAAGCGCCCUCUAGUCUUUUGAAAUCAGUAUAGUUCUUUCACGUUUCCUUUGAGUUAUGCUUCUUUCAUAUUAUUGAUAUUCUUCAGAUUAUUGAAAUAAGUUCUUUAGUAUGUUUAAAACUUUUUUUAUUUAAAAAAAAACAACACUUUUUCCGAUAUUAUAUAUUCUGUGUAUGCUGCCGAAUUCUCUAUUCUCGAUCUACUUUGUAUGCACUUUAAAUCUUUUGGCUCUCAUAUCUUCUGGGUGUAUUUUUAACUUAUCCGCGUGAUAUCCCUACUGCGUCGGUAGUUUUAUACUCCCCAAACCCCGCAAACCAAACAACAACAAAAAAAAACAAAAACAAAGUUAAUUUCAGGGCAUGUUUAACUCCCUAUUCCCAUGGGCUUCACUGUCCGUUUCUCCUUGCAGUUCCAGAGCUCUUCAUCUUUAAAUUAAAGGAAGAAUUUAUUCUAUUUCUCCUAUUGCUUUUAGAGAAUCUUAACAAUGCACUUCCCUCGCUGGUUUUUUUUUUAGAUUUGUUCCUGAUUCCUUAGUUUCAUUUUUUUUUCCGUUUCAUCGCGGAGGACUGCUUUUUAGGUGAAGGAUAUACAUGUAUUGCUAACAUACCCGAAACAUAAAUGAUGCUGCUUGCCUUCAUUUUCAAAAAAAAUUAAAUUAAAUUAAAACGAAAUGAAUUCCACUCUUUCAGGCUUCAGUCAAUGGCAAUUUUUUCGUCAGUUUCAACCAUCGCUUGAAGACAGGAGAGUGCAACAACUUUCUGAUCAUCAAACAAGAUGUUGACGUGACCGACGUCAAGUUCGGUUAACUGGUUUAACCAACCAUCUGCCAUUGUGGCGGGGGAAACAAGGAGUGUAUGCCUCUAGUAUAAAAAAAAAAUUAUUUACAUGCGUUACCAUCUAUUUCAGUUCAUAUCGUUUACAUUUUAUUUGAAAAAUAAUAAAAGUUCGUCUUGUGUUUAAGUGCUAAAAAUUUAUUGUCAAUUCCCUCAGGUCUGUUUCCCGACAUUUGAAAUAUCAAUAAAGAAAAUUAUAUU
Molecule: messenger RNA, 7192 nt
Organism: Lymnaea stagnalis (great pond snail)
Lineage: Eukaryota; Metazoa; Mollusca; Gastropoda; Lymnaeidae
Source: the annotation of a GenBank genome assembly